UUCGCACCUGUUCAUUACUGUCGUAUACUUUUUCAUGAAGAAGGCCAGGAGGUGACCUUCAAAUUGAAAAAAAAAGAAUAUCUGGACGCACGUUUUAUUCGUUGUACAAAAGUAUUUGGAGCCUAUGUGAAAUCGUGAAGAAUAAAAUUAUCUGAGUCACUUUUUUGAAUUCUGAUAAAAUCAUUCUCUUCAAACAUGAAGUUGAUCGCAUUCGCAUUCAUUUUAAUUAAUUGUGUUUAUGGAAUCACAUCAGCGAAACUUCCACUCAAUACAAACCUAAAGAAUGCAAACACCGACGACGUCGUAAUCGAUAAUUUCAAUACGGAGUCUUUGAAUACUCGAGACAUCGACCCCAACUAUGGCUAUGGAUCUUACGUACCAGCAGAUUAUGGAAAUCUUAGUUUCGUCUCGAACUGGGUAGAUAACAUUUCAAGAAUGCUACAACCAGAUACCAGCUAUUACAAUCCGCCUGCGUACUACCCCUAUCCAACUGAUUAUAAUCAAGGACAGUGGUCCGCUCAGCCUUGGUCUUAUGACUGGAGUCAAUACACCACUAAUUCUCAUCCGAACCAAAAUUUCUAUCAGAACGCCGUUGACGUUUCCCAUCAAGUUCCGGGUACUUACAAUCCGAAUUAUUACGCUGACCAAUAUCAGUAUCAACAACCAGGAUUAACUAAGAAAAUUUCAACCGUGUUUAAUACUGGCGAUUCGCAAGAAAUUAAACAUAAGCUGAUAAUAUCUCCGGAAUAUCCAGAUGGUACAGGAUACAUAUCGGUUAAACCUUCGGGAGGUAAUAAUAUUUCAGGCAGUUCGUCGAAAGACGGAAAAGUUUAUUAUAGAUUUUAAUAAGUAUGUCAACUUGUCAAAUUUGUUAUUCUUUUUUUUUUUAUUAUUUCGUAGGUAGGUAUAGAUUAGCUAGAUAGGUUAGGUACAUUUACGUUGCUACGUUAAGUUAUUAAAUAUUUAUUGAUUUAUUGCGAA
Messenger RNA from Planococcus citri (citrus mealybug), 981 nucleotides. RefSeq lists its product as uncharacterized. The record is from RefSeq and is a predicted model, not a curated record. The transcript has 2 exons. Lineage: Eukaryota; Metazoa; Arthropoda; Insecta; Hemiptera; Pseudococcidae. The coding region runs from base 196 to 846 and encodes 216 amino acids.